Molecule: messenger RNA, 6859 nt
Organism: Synchiropus splendidus (mandarinfish)
Lineage: Eukaryota; Metazoa; Chordata; Actinopteri; Syngnathiformes; Callionymidae
Gene: nid2a
Product: nidogen 2a (osteonidogen)
Exons: 48
Coding region: 190-6447 (2085 amino acids)
Biological process (GO): cell-matrix adhesion
Cellular component (GO): basement membrane
Molecular function (GO): calcium ion binding
Source: RefSeq, a predicted model, not a curated record
CAAAGAAGAGGAAGGACUCAAGUAGCAAUCCAGAACAUCACCAAAUCGUAAUCAUUUGAACAUGUCAUGUUCAAAAUGUAUUUGAAAACGACCAUAACCGCUUAAGUGGAGGAAGGAAAACGUGACAGAUGUUACCUCCGCCACUGGCCGGCUGUCACUCAGACCUCCCUUGACCAAUCCAAGGACAUCAUGACUCCCCCUUCUUCAAACUCCUCCCCCCCACCCUCCAGAGUAUUAGCCCCACAGAGCAGAGGAGGAGUGAGUUCUCCCUCUCCUCGCUUCUAUCUCUCAACCAUGGAGAGGGAGCAAAUGCUGGCCUUGUUACUGCUGAGCUGCUGCAGCCUGAAUGUGGUCACAGCCAUCCAGAGAGCUGACCUUUUUCCAUAUGGGACUUUAAGCGGAGAUUCAAUUUUGGCAGAAGGUGACGAUGAAACUUCCCAAGUUCUGUCACUACCCAGACCCUUCUACUUCUACAACUCCUUCUUCUCCAAGCUAUAUGUGGCCACCAAUGGGAUCAUAUCGGCUCAGGACUUACCCAUGGAGAAGCAGUACGUGGACGACGGCUUCCCCACGGACUUUCCGGUGGUGGCGCCCUUCCUGGCCGACAUAGACACCAGUAGAGGGCAAGGGCACAUUUACUACAGGGUGACCGAAACCCCCAGCGUGCUCAUCAGAGUCGCCCAGGAGGUGCACCGAGGGUUCCCAGACGCCAAAUUCACCCCCACGCAUGCCGUGGUGGCCACAUGGGAGAACGUGGCAGCCUAUGAAGAGCAAAGUCAAACCACUGGAGCCUCCAACAAGCUCAAUACAUUCCAGGCCGUCAUUGGAUAUGAUGAGGCCGACUCGUACGUUCUCUUCCUCUACCCUGAAGGAGGCUUGAACUUUUUCGGCACAAGACCAAAGGAGUCAUACAAUGUUGACAUUGAGCUUCCAGCACGAGUUGGUUUCAGCAGAGGAGAAAUUUCGUAUCUUAUUUUUUCCCGAACUGAGGGACCACACCACAGCGUCACCAGUGAUGUCACUAGUGUCCAAAACCUUUACAAAGUCGGUAAUACUGGAAUACCAGGCGUGUGGCUCUUCCACACGGGGAAUCGUUACUCUUUUGACAACGUAGUUCCUGCCUCCAUCGGUGGAUUUCUUGUUACUACACCACCCCUAAAACCUGGAACCUCACUGGAAACCACCACUCCAGAGUAUGCCGAGUUUGAAGAGUAUUCAAACAACAACUUUGAAGCUGACCAUCAAGAAGAAGAAGAUGAUGACUACCCUUUAACAGGCGGUGAUCCAGAAUUCCACCCGGCUCCUGAAGUAGAAACCCUCCAGCCGCAAGCCCCUCAAUCACCCGCGUCCCCAUCAGAGCAGCCAGAUGACAGGGGUCUGCAUGGUAGCCAAGAUGCGGCACUCCCACCUGAGCCCCGCUACAGUUUUGAGCCAGCAGUCAGGAGCAACGCUCCCCCAAAUCCAGAGGAACAGCAGCCCAAGGUUCCUCUGGAGGCGGCAGCUGUUUACCCUCCUCAUGGAAAUGAGUCCCCGCUCACGCCAGGAGGUCACGUGGUCACUGUGGAAGAUGAUGUUGAUUUUGACACUGGAGUGAUCCAAUACACUACAGAGAACAAAGAAACGUGUGCCAGAUUCCAGCAGCAGUGUUCCCAGAAUGCAUUUUGCUCGGACUAUGCAACAGGUUUCUGUUGCCACUGUAGUCCCGGAUUCUAUGGGAAUGGACGCCACUGUCUGCCUGAUGGUGCUCCUCAGCGUGUCAGUGGUAAGCUCAGCGGCACUGUGACUGUGGGCUCUACUCCUGUUGAACUGAGCAACAUUGAUCUCCAUGCGUAUAUUGUGGUGGGAGAUGGGAGGGCGUAUACAGCCAUCAGCGAGGUUCCUGAGUUGGUGGGUUGGGCUUUGAUGUCUGUGGCACCUAUAGGAGAGUUGUUUGGGUGGCUGUUUGCUCUGGAGCUCCCCAACAGCCAGGCAGGAUUCAAAAUCACAGGCGCAGAGUUCACCCGUCACGCUGAGAUGGUCUUCUACCCUGGCAAUCAGCGGGUGACGAUCGUCCAGACGGGUCGCGGCCUGGACGACCACAACCACCUCACCGUCGACACAGUCGUGAACGGGAACGUGCCUUUCUUGCCGCCUGGUGCUGAGAUAACCAUGGAGCCUUUCAAGGAGACCUACCAGUAUUAUCCAUCCGUUGCGACCUCCACUUCCGUCAGGGAGUACUCGGUGGUCUCAGCGGACCGAGGAUCUGAGUCGUUCUCGUUCCAGCUGAAGCAGAAUAUCACGUACCGUGACUGUCGCCAUGACAACCACGCCGCCCCGGUAGAAACGCUGCAGAUCACUAUGGAAAGAGUGUUUGUCAUGUACGUUAAGGAUGAACGGAUCCUGCGAUACGCCAUCACCAACAAGAUCAGCCAAGUGGGAGCUGAAUCCACCGGGCCUGAGUUAGUGAACCCUUGCUACGCUGGCAAUCACGACUGUGACACCACCGCCCAGUGCGUCCCACUGGAGGGACAGGCCUUCCAAUGCCUGUGUGCCACAGGUUACACAGGAGAUGGGCGCAACUGUUAUGACGUGGAUGAGUGUGCUGAGGGUUUGGCUUCAUGUGGGGCUCAUGCUCAGUGUGUAAACUUGCCUGGAAGCCAUCGCUGUCAGUGCCAGAGCGGCUUUGAGUUUGGCACCGAUGGACGCACCUGUGUUGCUACAGAGCAGACGGAGCGUCCAAAGAGCCAGUGUGAAAUGCACAGAGACAGCUUGCAGAGCAGCUCUGAACAAGGCGGGGAGCCGAGUGUCGGGGCUUUCAUUCCACAGUGUGACUCUGAUGGACGAUACAGAACGUUGCAGUGUCACGGCUCCACUGGACAUUGCUGGUGUGUGGACAGUAGGGGACAGGAAAGACCUGGAACCAGGACUCCACCUGGUACAGCACCGAAAGACUGUGACCGACCUGAUGAGCCCGAGCGUCCGAAAACACACUGUGAGCACUACAGGGACAGUGUUCAAACAAGCGGCCCAGACGGCUACCCAGUCAUUGGACUCUAUGUUCCCCAGUGUGAUGAUGAUGGACAAUACCGUCCAUUACAGUGUCAUGGCUCUUCUGGACAUUGUUGGUGUGUGGACAGUAGUGGGCAAGAGAGAGCCAACACCAGGACUCCACCUGGAACUCCACCUAAAGACUGUAACAAGCCAGUAGAUGAGCCAGAACGACCCAAAACCCACUGCGAACACCAUCGAGACAGUGUUCAGACCACCAGUCCCGAGGGUCACCCUAUAGUCGGAGCCUAUGUGCCGCAGUGUGACGUAAAUGGAAACUAUGCCCCGCUCCAGUGCCAUGGCUCCACUGGACAUUGCUGGUGCGUUGACCAGAGCGGCCAAGAAAGAGCGGGAACCCGGACUACAGCAGGCGAACCUCCUCGAGACUGUGACAAGCCAGAGCGUCCAAGAACUCACUGCGAGCACCACAGGGACAGCGUGCAGACCACUAGUCCUGAGGGUUACCCCAUCCUUGGCGCCUAUGUACCUCAGUGUGACGCCGAUGGGCAGUACAUUCCACUGCAGUGCCAUGGCUCCACGGGUCAUUGUUGGUGCGUUGACGAAAGUGGACAGGAGAGAGCUGGAACAAGGACCCCACCUGGGACUGCCAGGAGAGACUGUGACAAACCAGAUGAACCAGAGCGUCCAAAAACCCACUGUGAGCACCACAGAGACAGCGUGGAGACCACUAGUCCGGAAGGUUACCCCAUAGUUGGGGCUUACAUUCCGCAAUGUGAUGAUAACGGACAGUACUCACCUCAGCAGUGCCACGGCUCCUCAGGAUAUUGCUGGUGCGUUGACAAACAUGGCCAGGAGAUCGCCGGAACCCGAACUCCGCCAGGUUCUGCCGCACCCGUUGACUGCAACAAACCAGACGAACCUGUGCGGCCUAAAACACACUGUGAGCAACACAGAGACAACAUCAAGGCCACCAGCCCGGAUGGUUACCCCAUUCCUGGACUUUUUGUUCCUCAGUGUGAUGCUCACGGACAUUAUGUCCCUCGACAGUGUCACGGCUCUAUUGGACAUUGUUGGUGUGUGGACACCAGCGGACAGGAACGACCAGGAACUAGAACCCCACCUGGUUCUGACCCUAAAGACUGUGAUAAGCCAGAUGAGCGUCCUAAAACGCACUGUGAGCGGCACAGAGACGGCGUGCAGACCACCAGUCCUGAAGGUUACCCCUUGGUUGGAGUCUAUGUUCCAGAAUGUGACGAUGAUGGGCAGUACUUACCGCUGCAGUGUCACGGCUCUACUGGACACUGCUGGUGUGUGGACAAGGACGGACAGGAGAGACCAGGGACCAAGACCCCACCUGGGACUGCACCUCGAGACUGUAGUAAACCUGAUGGACCGCAGCGCCCCAAAACCUACUGUGAGCACCACAGAGACAGUGUCCAGACCACUAGUCCAGAUGGUUACCCGAUCAUUGGAGUGUUUGUGCCUCACUGUGACGAUAACGGAGAGUACACUCCUCAACAGUGUGACGGCUCCAGCGGGCAUUGCUGGUGUGUCGACAGUCAAGGCCAGGAGCGUCCCGGAACAAGGACGCCACCGGGUACUGACCCAAGGGAUUGUGACAAACCAGACGAACCGGUGCGGCCCAAAACUCAAUGCGAGCACCACAGAGACAGCAUCCAGACCACCAGCCCGGAAGGUUACCCCUUGUCUGGGGUGUUUGUUCCCCACUGUGACGAAAAUGGACACUACGCAAAGCGACAGUGUCACGGCUCUACUGGACAUUGCUGGUGCGUGGACAGUCGAGGGCAGGAGCGAGGGGGAACAAGGACUCCACCUGGUGUCACCCCAAAAGACUGUGAUAAACCAGAUGAACCUGAACGUCUGAAAACUCACUGCGAGCAGCACAGGGACAGCGUCCAGACCACAAGUCCAGAUGGUUACCCUCUAGCCGGAGUGUUUGUUCCUCAGUGCGAUGGAAAUGGGGAAUACGCAAAGCAGCAGUGUCACGGCUCCACCGGACAUUGCUGGUGUGUGGACAACAGGGGAGAGGAGAUCGCCGGAACAAGAACCCCCCCCGGCGCUUCACGGAAAGAUUGUGAUAAACCAGAUGAGCCAGAGCGCCCUAAAACCCACUGUGAGCACCACAGAGACAGGGUCCAGACCACUAGUUCCGAGGGCUACCCCAUCCUCGGAGUCUACGUACCGCAGUGCGACUCGGAGGGACAGUACCGCUCUCGACAGUGUCAUGGUUCCACUGGGGAAUGUUGGUGCGUCAACCGUGAGGGUCAGGAGAGAGCUGGAACCAGGACCUCCCCAGAUGCUACCCCCGUCGACUGUGACCGACAAAUCCCGGUGUACCCCACCUUGCGCCCCGAGAGUGUGUGCGAGCGCUGGAGGACUAGCUUAAUUGAGCACUACGGUGGGAAACCAGAUCCACAGCAGUACCUGCCUCAGUGUGAACCAGAUGGACAAUUUAGUCCUGUCCAGUGUUAUGGAGCCACCACUUAUUGUUGGUGUGUGGACCAGGAUGGACGAGAGGUUCCUGGCACAAGAUCCCAUGACGUCGUCAAACCCGCCUGUCUUCCUUCAGUGGCCCCUCCCACCGUUGGCCCAGUCGCCCCGCCAAAUGUGACUCCUCCUCCCAACACUGCGGUCACACUGCUCUAUGCUCAGGGCCAGAAAAUUGGAGCACUGCCUUUGAAUGGAACCAAGCUCGACCCAACACGGUCCAAAACACUACUGACUCUACAUGGCUCCAUCGUGGUGGGCUUGUCCUUUGACUGCAAAGAUGGAUAUGUUUAUUGGACAGAUUUGUCCGCAAGGACAAUCAACAGAGCCUCAAUGUCGGCCGGAGCGGAACCAGAAAUUCUUAUAAGCACAGACCUGAUCAGCCCCGAGGGUCUGGCGGUGGACGUCCAGCGUAGGUUGAUGUUCUGGGUGGACUCCAACCAGGAUUUAAUAGAGGUCGCCAACCUGGAUGGCAGUGGAAGGAAGACACUGUUUGACCGGGAUCUGGUCAACCCGCGGGCCAUCAUCGUCGUCUCUUCCUCUGGGACUCUGUACUGGACUGACUGGAACCGAGAGGCUCCCAAGAUUGAGUCAGCAUCAGUGGCCGGCCAGAACCGCAGAGUGGUGGUCUCCGAGGGGAUCGGCUUGCCUAAUGCUUUGACACAUGACGCCGCUUCGGGUCAGAUCUGCUGGGCUGAUGCAGGCACCAAGCGUUUGGAGUGUGUGUUCCCCGAUGGCUCGGGUCGGCGAGUGAUCCAUCCGACCCUCAACUACCCCUUCAGCAUGGUUUACUACAGGAACCACUUCUACUACACUGACUGGAGGAGGGAUGGAGUGAUCGCAGUGAGCAAAGACAGCAGUCAGUUCACUGAUGAGUACCUGCCUGACCAACGCUCUCACCUGUACGGCAUCGCUAUUGCAACAACGCAGUGUCUAUCAGGGAGCCACUGAUGCCAGACUGCCAGGUCCUUUGGUGCUAACGUUCUGGGGGUGCGAUUCCUGGAGACCCAACCCUGCGACUGGACACUCUUGAAGGAAACCAGAGCCAAUUUAACCCACCUCCCCUCACCUUAAAGCUAUAACCCCCAAAUAAGUGUUUUGUAAAUUUGUUUUAUACCUCAUUUUGUUUUGUUUUUUACUGUAUUUUUGUACUUUUAAAAAGAAAAAAAAUCUUGAAAACAGAAUCACAGAAAUCAGAGUGAUAUUGUUGUGAAUCAGCGCCCUCCUCAGGCCACUGCUUUCAUAUCUGGACCCCCCUUAAAUCGGAUGAUCUCCUCUGUUCCAUCACCACUCACCCUGCUGCACUACUAAACCUCUGUUGCUCCACAGCAACUUCUCCAUGACGUGAUAUUUAUAACAAUAA